Messenger RNA from Mercenaria mercenaria, 12140 nucleotides. RefSeq lists its product as uncharacterized. The transcript is spliced from 15 exons. The record is from RefSeq and is a predicted model, not a curated record. Gene Ontology annotation, biological process: signal transduction. Bases 415 to 6363 code for a protein of 1982 amino acids. Gene Ontology annotation, molecular function: protein binding. Lineage: Eukaryota; Metazoa; Mollusca; Bivalvia; Venerida; Veneridae.
UUUAAGAUGGCAAAGAGAUGGAAAAAUGGGCGUUUUAAACAUAGUAUACGCCAGAACAAUCAGAAUGCUGAAAGUGAAAGUGAAAAUGUAUUUUACUAGAAUUUAGAUCUAGAUCAGUCUGUGUUACAUGACCAUUCUUAUGUAGACAUUAUAGAUCAUGAGCAAUCUGUCUCUGUUGGAUAUUCAUGUGAUAUACCAUGUACUGAAACUGAAUUUGAUAAUAACAUUGGUGCAUAUGUUGAAAUAACGUCAGAGCAGAGCUUUUUGGAAGGAAACAGGAUAAUAGAUAUUCCGUACUUGAUAAAGUCUCUAAACCAGGGUUGUUCGUGCGGAAGCAGACUGUUUAUUAAUGACUGUGUUGGGGAGACCAUCUAUGGACUUGGGAGUUACCUUCAUAUCAAGUGUCAAAACAUCAUGUGUGAAAAAGUCACAAAAAUUACAACCAGUAAAAAACAUGGGAAAGUGUUUGAUAUAAACACUAAAUUUGCUUCAGGAAUGCUUGAUGCUGGAAUAGGGGAGACGAAAGCAAAUAAUCUUAUUUCCAGUUUAAACAUACCAGUUCCAUGUAAAAAAACAUUGAAGAAACGAGAAAGAGAGGUUGGCCAAGCUAUCGAAGAAUCAGCAGAUGAAAGUGUUAGAAAGGCUAGAAUGAUAGAGAAGGAGGAAACAUUGAAACGUUAUGGACUUGAAGGUGAGCUGAAGUGUGCAGUAGAUGCUGGUUGGCAAAACAGAGGGAGUGGUCGCAGUUACAACAGUUUAUCAGUUCCUGAUGAAGUGGCUUAUGAUCCUUACAAGUUAAUGUUAUAUAAACAAGCAUUGCGUAAAGGACAGGAAAAAGAAAACACUCUUCGUAUCAAUAUCAUUGGUAAUUUCAAACAGGGUAAAACGUCAUUAGCGAACAGAUUGACUGGAAAGUCCUGCGAAGGAGUCACAAGUACAAAUGGUAUAGAAAUCAACAGAUACAAAUGUCAGCCGUCUGGCGAUGGAAGCAAUACACUAUCGUCUUUUGAAAACGAAAAGAAAGAGUUUGCUUAUCGUAUUGCAACCGUUGCACGUUCAGUUGGACAAACAAUCAGAUCAGAUAGCGGUGAAACAAAUUUAGAAGAGAACUCGAUGGAUGAUUAUUCUGAGCAUACCACAUCCAGAGAAGAAAGUUCACCACAAGAUCAGCAGCUAAAACAUCUCGAGACAAAUCCCCACGAUCCUAUGGAAGCUGUUACAAGCAAAGUCAACAAUGUGGAUAAUUUAGUUCAGCCUGUAUCACAGCAAAGUCACGAUGUCAAAAAGAAAAAACCUAUGGCACUGUCUUCGGAAGAGAAAUCAAUGUUUUCGAAUGCAGUUGAAGUUCAAAACGACAAGCCUGCAAACUUUAUUGAAAUCUGGGACUUUGGAGGUCAACACGAAUUUUAUGCUACUCAUACAUUGUUUCAUAGCAGGAGAGCUUUAUAUCUUUUGGUCUUUGACUUAACGAAAUCUUUGGACAAAACUCUUCCGGGAGAGACUGAGGAUAGAGAUAUGAAAUAUUAUACGAGAUUUUGGAUAGAAUCUAUCCAUGCAUUCGCAGGACCUGACCCGAAAGUUAUACUGGUUGGUACCCAUAAAGACCAACUUCAGGGAAAUGACCAAUCAUGGGAAGACUAUUUCGAAAACGUCAGACGAUUAUUUGACGAUACCAAACUUCUGGACCAUAUCCAGAAAGAAGAGUUCGCUGUAAAUAAUCUUGACAUUAAAGAUCCAGGCAUUUCAAGUCUUCUUGCAUAUAUCUUAGAAACACACAACAAGCCAGAGAAGCCUGUCAAUAUCCCUGCACGUUGGAUACAACUGGAAAAAUCUUUAAGAGCACUGAAAACAUCCAUAAUCACAUUUGAAGAUUUGGUAAAAUUGGACAAGGAAAAUGAGUAUCCUCUGCUUGAUAAAGAACAACUAAAACUUUUUCUUUAUUGUCACCAUGAGAAAGGAUCCUUGUUUUUUUACGACGAAGAUCAGUUGUCAGACUUCAUUUGCCUUAGACCAAAGCUCUUAAUUGAUGCUUUUAAAUGCAUUAUUACUUCUGAACAGUUCUACGAGAAGGACCCUGAAAUUCGUAGGCUUAGGAGUAUUUUGACAGAAGAAGGAAUAUUAACGCAUGAUCUUAUCGAGAAGGUUUGGUCAAACAAGCCGGAUUUUGUAACAAAUAAAGAUGCCAUUCUUGGAUUCCUGAAGAAACAAAACAUUCUAUCAGAAAUAGUUGUCAGUCCUGAAGAAAAGAAGCAGCACAAUUGGUUUAUUGUUCCAAGUUCACUAAAGCGUCAUAGUUCCAGUGAAGAACUGAAUCGUUUCCUGGAUAAGAAAUUUCAAUCACAGGUUCGGUAUUCGAUGAAGUUUAAGAAAUCAUCGCUGGUACAUCUGACCUUCCAUAAAGUCCUAGCUGCGGCCCUUGGAAAAUGGCCUAUUGAUCGCUGUGGCGAGAAACGGUUGUUAUUCAAAAAUGUAUGUGUGUUCAAAUACAUGAACAGUGAUAACCAUGUAGCUCUAUUAGAGCAGAGAAUAGACAGUGGAACAAUUGAACUUAGAGUAAUAAAAAUACCACCAAAACAUCAUUGUGAAAACCACCACGCCGAAGGGUUAAGACGUUUUGUUGAAUAUGUUGUGAUGCACGAAUUUAGAAAAUCGAAGUAUAAUAGGGAAGAAAAAGACAAACCGUUUGUGCCAGCAUACAGAUGCAACCACGCAGAUCAUGGUCCAGAAGGAGGAAGUCAACUAAAGGAUUUCAAAGAAGGUGAAUAUGUAAGUUGUCCUGAUAGAGUCACUCAUGACAGCUUUGACUACAAAAGAGCAAAUACAGAAUGGUACACUAAAUAUACGAUUGAUGAAGUGUAUCCGAAACUAGAAUUAGAAGAUAAGACACUAAGUCAAUUGGCUCAAAAAGCAAUUGGUGCCAACUGGAAAAUGCUUGGACUUGAACUUGACGUUUCACAGAUCGAGAUUGAUCAUAUUGAAGACGAAAAUGAAUCAGUUAAAAUGCAUAUCUAUAAAAUGCUUCUAAAGUGGAAAGCUAAAUCUGCUGACAAGGCGACGCUAGAUGUAUUAGCUAAGGCAAUGAAGAAAUGUGAUGUGCGCAUUGACUGGGAUGAAAUGCGGAACAUCAGAGACGAAUGUCUUAACCAACAGGGAAAAAAACCUGAUUUUACUCAUCCAUUAUCCAACAAGAUUGUGAAUGUCAGUGAGGCAUUGACUUUGGAAUGUGAAAUAGCAGAGUCUAAUGUCACGGUAAUGUGGCUAAAAGAUGGUGAGCCUAUUGAACAAGAUGGUAGGAAAACGAUCUUUUCAGAAGGGAGACUUCACAAACUGGUAGUGGAAGAUGUUGCAUUUGAGGAUGCUGGCAAAUACACAUUUACAUUUGACACUUCAAAAACAGAAUGUUUUGUCUAUAUCGAAGACCCAAAUGUGCCUUUGAAGUUCACAAAAGAACUUAAAGAUAUAGAGAUAGGAAAUAUACACAGACCGGUGACAUUUUUAUGCGAACUCAGCACGAGCCAAACCGAAGUGAUAUGGUACUUUCGCAACCAAAGUUUAUAUUCGUCAAACAAGUAUGGAAUAAAAGAUGAUGGACCUACACAUAUGUUAGUGAUCAGAGAUGUUUCGGAGAAAGAUGAAGGCACAUACUCGGUCUCCGCAAAAGGUCUAACUUCGCACGCUAGGCUCUACUUUGACGCAACAGAAGAAGAACGCAAUUUGCUGGCUGAACAUAGGAAAAAACUAAGAGACCCAAAUGUGCCUUUGAAGUUCACAAAAGAACUUAAAGAUAUAGAGGUAGGAAAUAUACACAGACCGGUGACAUUUUUAUGCGAACUCAGCACGAGCCAAACUGAAGUGAUAUGGUACUUUCGCAAUCGACGUUUAUAUUUGUCAAACAAGUAUGGAAUAAAAGAUGAUGGACCUACACAUAUGUUAGAGAUUAGAGAUGUUUCGGAGAAAGAUGAAGGCAUGUACUCGGUCUCCGCAAAAGGUCUCAUUUCGCAGGCUAGGCUCUACUUUGAAGAAACAGAAGAAGAACGCAAUUUGCUGGCUGAACAUAGGAAAAAACUAAGAGAACAAAGACUCAUAGAAGAACAAAGACUCAUAGAAGAACAAAGACUCAUAGAAGAACAAAGACUCAUAGAAGCUGAACAGUUAUAUGGACCGUUUGCUUCCGAGAUGUACAGCAAGGCACUGAAAUACGGAAUCGAAGAAGACUCUUCAGUAAGAAUUAAUGUUGUGGGAAGUUUUGGACAAGGUAAAACUUCACUAAUAAAGAGAUUAAUUGGACAAGAUCUUGAUGGUAUACAAAGUACUAACUCUAUCGACAUUGUGCAUUAUAAAUGCCAUCCGGAUCAAUCUGGAAAUAUAACAUCCAACAUGAACACGUAUCUUGAUCUUGAAAGUAUUGAAGAGAAAACAUAUCAUAUACCAAAGACCAUGUCAGUUGAAAACAGAUUGCAGUAUGUUCAAGCAUUUCAAGACACAAACGAGCACAAAAGUGUCAAUUCCAACACUAUAACAUUGGACAUUUGGGAUUUUGGGGGUCAACCUGUAUGCUAUGCAACUCAUGCACUGUUUCAAAGCAGAAAGGCAAUUUACCUUCUUGUUUUCAAUCUAUCAUGUGGGUUAACGGACAUUGUGCCAAACGACGAGGAGAUCAAUGCAAAUAUGGGCCGAAGAACAAUGGAAUACUACAUACGGUAUUGGGUAAACUUAAUUCACUCUUUCGUUGGAAACAAAGAUGGAACGGAACCUACAAUCAUACUUGUCGGAACACAUUUUGACAAACUGGAAGGAGAUGAUCGGUCAAAACGACGACAGGCAGAUAGAUACUUCGAGAAUGUUAGAAAAUUGUUUGUAGAGAAGCAAGCACUUAACCACAUAUUUCAACAAGAUUUUGCAGUAGGUAGCAGCGAUGUUGGAAAUGCAGCAUUUGAACAUUUGAAGGAAACAAUACUUUCUGUUGGGCAACAGAUUGCAAGGUCAACCAAAGUGCCAGCCAAAUGGAUCCAGCUUGAAAAAGCUUUAUUUACAUGCAGGAAAGAAAAGAUAGUAGAAUUUGGAAAGAUAGUUGAAAUUGACAAGAAAAGCGAGGAUCCUCUUGGUACUGUUGAACAAAUAAAGCUAUUUUUGAAAUAUCAGCAUGAUAAGGGAAAUGUGUGUAUCAUUGAAGAGGAACCAAUACAAAAAUAUGUUGUCCUGGAUCCACAGUUUCUUAUUGAUGCCUUCAAGUGCCUUAUAACAGUAAAACGAUUCAUCAGAUAUAUGCCAGAUGUCUACUACGAAUGGAAAACCCUUAUAACCGAAGGAAAGUUGACACUAACGCUAAUUGACAAACUGUGGACUAACGCUGAAGACAAAUUACUAAUGUUUCACCGAGACACGAUUCUUUGGUUUUUUCAGAAACACCACAUCCUGUCAGAAGCAAUGAGAUAUCACGAGAAGGAAAGGAAAGCAGUUGGACUUGGUUGGUAUAUCAUUCCAAGCCUACUGAAAGAUCACAGUCAACGCGCAGAACUAUGGGAAUUCCUGAAAGAGAAAAAACAAACAAUAGUCCAGUUCGUCCUUUCAUUUGACAACUCCGCAGUCAUGCAAACAGUUUACAAUCGACUUAUUGCAGCAGUGCUUGGAAAGUGGUCAGUUAUCGAAUUUAGAGAGAAGAGAUUUCUUUUCGAAGAUUUGUCUAUUGUCCAAAUCGACUGGGAACAUGCUGGGCAAAUAACAUUAAAUGACAAGCACUUACAUUUAUCUGUACUAAAUCUGUGCCCCCCUCGCAAUGUCGAAAGGAAGAUUACAGAUGCAUUUAGGCGCUUUGGAGAAUCCGUUAUAAGGAAUGAAUUUCGAAAAUACAAAGGGGCAAAAGAGCACAUUGUGUUGCCAUAUAAACAAGGAUACGUAUGUAAUCACAAGAGCCAUAAGUUUGGUGGCGAGAAUAUCAAAGCAUUUGGACAGGAAUUAAGCAUACCGAGCCCAGCAUGUGAGUCACAUAACAUUAACAAAGAUUUGGCGGUGUCUGAAUGGUUUCAGGGAAAUGAAGUGCAAGAGUUCGUUUCCUCUGAAAACCCGUCUAAUCUGACUCUAAGCAAACUUACGUACGUAAUCGGUGAGAACUGGGAGUUGCUUGGACCAGCACUUGGAUUAAAAAUGGCUACGAUUGAACACAUUAAGAUAGACAAUCACAACUCAGCCAUGAGAAUAUAUCAAAUGCUUCUUCACUGGCGUGAUACAUACCCAGAUAAAGCUUCUGUUCGCACGCUUGUUGAGAAGCUGAGGAAUCUGCCACAAGUUGUGGUGGAUUGGGACGGUAUCAGGAAUAUAGUCGACGAACUGAAUAAAUCUGAAUGGUCACGAUUAGCCCAGUAAUACUUCAAAGUAGUAUAUUCAUUAGCUGUUACAUGAAUACCAACAUAAGACAAGUUGCUAACAAAUAUGACUUUUUGGAAAUGCUUGUUUUUGAGAACAAUAAAGAAAUACAAAAGUGUUAUAUGAUUAAACAGCUGAUCUUGGUAACGAAGUGUUUACUUCAAGUAGAACUGAUGACACUAAAUAUAAACAACGAAAUGAUCAGGAGACAAAUCUCUUAUGUAAACUAGAUGAACUGUCAGCAUUGUUUGACGCUGAUCAGUUAUCCCUUAACAUUGUCCUAAAUCAACUUUAUUUUACCAAACGCGUACAUUAAAUGUUAUGUCAAGCUGAAGAAUUUAUAAAUGAUGUGAGGAAGCCAUCCAGCUAGUUUACGAAAGCUCGACCAUGCCUGAAUCUGCCCGGACGGGGACAUGGGUGUCUUCCGUCACUAUCAAAACUGGUUUUGCACCGUAUGACUUAUAACUGAAUCAAUGUGAUGUUACACAAAGCAAAAUAAUUGUAUCCACAGCAAUUAUCCCGUGCUCGCGUUAUAACUUAUAGCAUCCAAAAUUUUGCUCGCAUGAUAACCUAUAGCACCCAUAAUUCACAACAUUUAUUUACAUUAACAUGAAAAUCAACUCAAUCUUCUACCAUUAGAAUUCCUAGUCAAUAUUUUUUAUUUUUUAACGCUGUCUUGACUAUUGCGGAUAAUUUAUUUUCCUUACCGAACGUACGACAAUUACACAGAAAAAAACAACAUUUGAUUUAAUACUCUGUAUUUAUAAUGCAUAUAUGGUGAAUAUACACAUCUUCUUGGAAAUAUUUUCCAUUAUCAUAUGCUUUUGUAAAUAUUUUGAAUGUAAAUGUACAUUAUUUUAGACUGCUACGUUUUAUUUGUGUCCAUCAAAUGUAAAGUUUUAUACAAAUGAAAACUGUACAUGUCUUUAUAUUUAGCCGUAUGAAAGCUGGUAACUAUUUAGAAAUAGUGUAAUAAUUAAAACUGUAGUAUAAUUACGUUAGUCUAAGCAUUUUACUUUGUAUGCCAUUCAGAAUGUACUGUUGCUAUAUGCAAUUGUGCUUUGUAUUAGAUAUAUGAUAGUGUUAACAUUCAAUUUGACGCAUUUUCGAUUUAGCGUGCAUUCUUUAAGAUCUAAUUUCAGUAUUGAGCACGUUUUGCCGCUGUCAUGAAGAUGUUAAUUUGAUAACAGACUGAUCUCGUCAGAAAAUGAAUGCAUGCCAUUCUCAGAGGUAUCGUUAGCAGAUGUUAUAUUGUAUACCAAAAUAUAUCAAAUAAAUCGUAUAUCGCAAAUAGUUUUACCAUCAGGAAAUACUACAUUUCAUUUCUUACAACUCGAUGAACAUAGAGAAAAAAAAUACAUUUAGAUAACAAAUCAAAUAUUCUUUAUCGCUUUGUUAUUGUAACCAGGCAUUCAUAUAAAAAUGCUGCAUAGAAGCCAGGCAUUGUCUAUACUUCCCAUGUGUAAGUAUAUGUCAUGUGUUUGUCUUGUAGUUGACCUUACACUGUAGACAUAUGUUAAUAAUAUUCUGUAGUUUAUUGUAUAUAAGGCUUAAGAUAUGUUUGUUUCCGGUAUCCCGACCUACCCUAAAUUUUUAUGGCCUUGGAGAAUACUUUUUCAACUUUUUAACAAAAAGUUGCAAAACUGCAUUUUUAUGCUUUAAAUAUGGCCAGUGAUGUUAGAAAUCAAUUUACUGAUGCUCCAAAUGCAUAAACCCGUUAUUUGUAUUCAUGUUUUGACAAAAAAUAAUUUCCGAAAAGUCUCCCUUGAUAAAAAAAACUUCCGACCUGCCUACCUUAAUUUUUCUGCGCAUUUUACCGGAAACAAAGAUUUUUUAGGCCUAAUUAUGACGUGAUUUGACGUUAUGUUUCAAUUUUCUUACAUUUUGUUUAGAUUGAUGAUGCUGGGUGUAUCAUAUUACUUUGUCUGCUGACAUUUUGCAUUGAUUGAAUUAUUUCAGGGGAUUGUUAGCAAAUAUUACGCCUAGCUUAUUUCCUAUUCAUUGUAAAACAAAUUCAUUGUAUAUGAGACAAUGAGUUGGUUGUACUAUUGCUGAAUAUAUAUUUGAAGUUGGUGUGUAUCUUCUUGUAAUACAGAUGUUGUUAAAAGUAACAAUCACAUUUGUUUAUGUCUUCUCUUAGCAGUGAUAUUGUUUUUCCAUGUUUUCAUACAUUUUUUUUGUAAAUGAUGGUACACUCCGUGGUUUGGUUUUUAAUGCAGAACAGUGUGCUAUUAUACAUAAUUUUUAUACGGCUUUGAAAAGCAUGACGUGUUGCUAUCACACGUCGCAAUAUUUGACGGCUUUAUUCUACAAAAAUGAAAGCUGAAAGGCACAUAAUUCGAUUGCUGAGGCAUUCGAACAUACAUUGUGUAAUAAAUACAAUUAUGAUCAUCAAUAAUUUUGCUAUUAACUUUUAUAUUUGUAUACAAUAACUUAUGUGUUUUUGACCAUGGUGCUUGCAUCUCUGUUGUAGGCACAAUAUUUAAUAUGUAUUAAUUCAUUAUAAAUUUUGAAAGGAUCAUCUCAGAAUAUAUUAUGUAAUAAUUCAUGGUAAUAAUCCUACAUGUAACAUAAUCCAGAGCUGAAAAAACAAACAAAUAUUUUUUGCGAUAGUAUCUUGUUAUUUGAGACAUUGCGCAUUUAGUUGUUUUCAAUACAUAGAUAUAUUUUACUAAAACUUCAUUUCCCUUAAAAUGAUACAGAAAGUGUUUAAGGUAUACUUAGCAGGAUUACUGUUCUGAAGUACGAUGUUAAACAGACAAUAUUCCUAACAUAGCUUGAAUAAAUACCAUUCGUUAUAUAUGUAUUAUGUGUAGUUUGCGCCACAAAUGUGUGUCAUGGUAUAAUAUUAAAAUAUAAAGUGUAUUGUAGAGUUUUAUUCUCUUUUGUAAGAAUUACCAGGAGGUAUUGCUUGCCCAUUUUAUCAUGUAUAAACUGUAAAUUUUAUAUACUGGUUAGACUUUGGUAAACUUUCAAAUAUACUUGAGCGCUUUAAUAAGCAAUGCAUUAGAAGCUCUGUCAAAAUUACUGUUAAUAUUUGAAAUAAUGUUACUGAUUAAAUAUUUUCCGGAUAACUUUACAUUCAUGUUUUGGAUCAUUCGUGUGUGAGAAUGAAAUUAAGAUUUUUGUUCUCAUAUCACAUAAGUCUUUCCGCGAUACAGCUGACGCACUUGAUGUUCUAAAUAAUGAAUAUAACCUAGUAUUCCUGACUUUUUGUUUCUGACAAACAUUUUUAAGGUACCGGCCUAGAAUAUGCUUAAUAUUUUCUUCUGAAGGAACAUUGAGACGGGUACAGUAUUACGACACAAAAAAAACAUUUGAAGUACCGCGCUUUAAAGGGGUGAUUUGAGCUUAUUUUUAGAACUUUAGUUCAAAACAACACAGAUAGUCACUUGUGGUACUAAUCCUAAUUUUCUUUACUUGAAAUGAAACACCGUUAAGAAGAACUCCUUUAACACCUGAAACGCAAUGUCAAUAAGCAUAAUAAGGGCUGUUCGGAUCAAUGAAGUCUUAAAUAAACAAUCGGAAAUAUUGACACUAACACUUAUUUUGUUGAUACAUAUUUGAUGAUUUAAACAGCGUAGCAUGCGAAAUCGCUGAUUUUAACCAUUUUUCUGUCAUUUUAUAAUGUUCGGCGAUAUAUGACCAUUUUGUGUCGAUUCGCCGUAAAACCCAACUCACUCCUAUAAUGGUGUCAUGUAUGAGUUACACAUAAUGUGUUUGAAUCAAAAUCUAUGCAUUUAAUAAGAGUUUUAUACCUAUUGUGUCAGUCACAUUACACCGUUAAGCGAUAAUGACACCAAACGUAUAGAAAACAAUGCGGCAGAAAGUUAUCCAGUGACGAAAGGCAUCUCCCGCUGCUGCUCGGUGCUCUCGCGAUCGGUGUAUGGAGCGCAUAAAACGCACAAUGACCGCAAGAUUAACGCACAUAUACAGGACGAAUACCGUUCAUUUAACUGAUAUGACCGCACUAGUCACGAACAUUUACCGCGUAAAACGUAAGGGCAACGCACGAGAACGGACAAAACAUUCUUUCGUAUGUUGAACAUACGUUACAUCCGUUCCAAGUCAGGUAAUAGUCCGGCCGUGAAUCAGGUCCAACGGACAAGAACGGAUGCAAACCGGACAAGUACAGAAUAGGGGACGCACGAGUAAUGAACAAAACGCAAAGGGAACGCACGAGUAACGAACAAAACGCAUAUGAGGGAGUUGCUACCAUACAUAGAACGGACAAUUUUUUCCUGUAGUGUACGUUCUUUACCUUCCACCGGAUGGAACGAACGUCGCCGGACAAGGCGCCGCAGGAGAAACGGAAAUGAAACAAAUGCGAACGGACACGAACGAAUUGAACAUUUUGCUAUACGUUGGACGUUCCUUAACGCUAUACGGUGUAGUGUGAUAAAAAAUAAAGUUAGUGUUAUUUCUUAAAGCAAUUAUUAAAUGUAUACUUUUAAAAUGCUAAAAUAUAUGUUAUGGCAAUACUGCAAUAACUGUAAUAUUGUAUAUAUAAUAAUUCUGUUUGUAUUGUUUAAUUUUGAUUGUUGACAAAACAAUUGCAAACAUAAAUAUAAAUUCAAAUAUUCUUAAGUAUGACUGUUAAAAUAUAUAUUACUCUAGGUGGUCAAUUUCCGCAUUUCUGUUACAUUCUGUUACAUUAGCACCUUUGCAUAGUAGUUCUGCUGAUUUAUUACAAAUUAAUAUUUUUACUUUGAUAAUGUCCGGUGGUGUUGCUAAGCUAAGGUAAUGGUUAGUUUUUACUUCACCAGUUUGCAAUAGGUACUUUUGAAUAUCUUCUUUUAAAGUGAGUUAAAUAUGAAAAAGAAUAUCUGCCAUUUUGAAGUUUAGAGGUAUAAGCUGAUAUAUGUAACUCAUAUUUAAAAGAAUAUAUGUUCAAAGUAUAUUGUAUUUCAGCAUUUAUAAAAGUGAUAGCGCUUUUAAAAUAGCAUGUCUGUAUUUUAUAGGGUAAAAAUGUACUGUAGAUGUGUACUCCGUUCUUACUAGUUAUUAGUUUGAAACAUUUUUUACCGUGGGAACAUGUUUGCUGGUCUAGACUGCCAGAUCAACAGUCAUCUACCUUGCCGUGUACAAUUUCCCAAUAAAUGCAGACACGAUAAAUGUUAAAUGAUAUAACAGCAAAUAAUUUAUAAUCCAUGUUCCAAUCAUCCUGACUCCAGUGUUUAUGUAGUUUAUAUGCCGAUUUGACCUGGUGUGUAUUUCACUAUUUGUGUAUUUGAGUCAGUCACGUGUAGUAUUUUAGAUCAUAAACUUUGAUUCUAACACGACCAGCGAAUAACCUACAUACAUGUAGAGCAAAAUAUCUCGGAUUAUUCUGCAAUAAACCACUCGCGUACAAUGACGUCAUCUGAUCCAGGUGCUUAGCACGGUCGUAAAAUGCAGUUACCAUUUUUUUUAACACUGUUGAUACUAGUAUGUCGUGUUAGAAUCGAAAUAACAAGUUCCGAAGUGUGAUUUAUCGUAGAAUAACUCGAGUUCUUCGUUCUUACGCGAAAUAACAUAUCACUCAGGCCAACGGCCUUCGUGAUAAUAUUUUUACGCAAAAGAACUCAAAACACGGGUUAUUCUACUAUAAACCACGUUUGGGAACUUAUUAUUUCUUAAAUAAAGUAUUUAUUUCUAAUCCAGCAUGACAUUCUGAACUGAAAUAACCUAUCUGAAUAUAUUGAAUUAUUGAAUUUUUAUAUAUAUAUAUAUAUAAUUUCUUACUGGUGCGUAUAAAAUAUUUUGUGUCUUGUCUCGAAAUAAAAUUUAAAAAAGGA